GUGCUGCUCACUUGUUUUGUGCUGUGUGUUGAUUCUUGGAGCAGCAGUGAAGAAUCUCUAGACUCACAAUGACACAAACACUCACUCUGCUGCUGGUUGCUUCUUUGCUUCACUGUGUUACAGGUCAGAGUAUGGAGUCCAUUCCUUCCAGUCCUGUAGUGAAACGGCCUGGGGAGACUCUCAGUCUCUCCUGCAGAGGAUCUGGUUUCAGUUUUGGCAGCUAUGCUAUGAACUGGAUAAGACAAAAGCCAGGAAAAGCACUGGAAUGGAUGGGAGAAGGCUACACGGAUUCCAGCAGCAACAAAUACGUGAGCAGUUUGAGUGGACGAAUCGAAAUCACCAAAGACACCAGCAACAGCAUGGUGCAUCUGAGACUUUCCAACCUAAAGCCAGAGGACUCUGCUGUGUAUUACUGUGCCAGACACGCCUCCUACGCUUUUGACUACUGGGGAAAGGGCACGACGGUCACCAUCACAUCAGCCACUUCAAGUCAACCCACUGUGUUUCCCCUGAUGCCAUGUGGUUCUCAGAGUGGAGAUAUGGUCACUCUUGGCUGUCUUGCCAUCGGCUUUAACCCUCCUGCUGUGACUUUCUCGUGGACAAAAAGUUCCUUCCUUUGGUCCACUUCCUUGACAGACACCAUUCACUAUCCUGCAGUACAGAAAGGCAAUGUUUAUACAGGAGUCAGUCAAGUCCGAGUGAGGAGACAGGACUGGGAUGCAAGACAGACUUUUCAGUGUGCUGUAACGCAUGCUGCUGGGAAUGGACAGGCUUCUUUUCAAAAACCAUUGGUGUUUGAGCAGAAUCCAACUCUUAAAGUGAUUUCCUCUCCUGAUGUGGACGGUACCUAUACUGCCUCCUGCUUUGCCAAAGAGUUUGCACCAAAGAAACAUGAGAUCAGAUGGCUGAAAAAUGGAACAGACAUCACCAGGAAAAUAGAUCUGAUCAGUACAGUUUCUGAAUCAAGAAAGGCAGAUGGAAAGAAAGUGUACAACGCAGCAAGUUUUCUCACAGUAAAUUCCAAUGAUGUGAAUGAAGAUACUGAAUUCACUUGUGUGUUUACGGGAGGCCAAAGUGGAUCUUUGAAUAAAAGUGACAGAGACAACACACAAGUGGCGUUUAAGCAGAAUCCAACUCUUAAAGUGAUUUCCUCUCCUGAUGAGCACGGUACCUAUACUGCCUCCUGCUUUGCCAAAGAGUUUGCACCAAAGACACAUGCCAUCAGAUGGCUGAAAAAUGGAGCAGACAUCACCAGCAAAAUAGAUCUGAUCAGUACAGUUUCUGAAUCAAGAAAGGCAGAUGGAAAGAAAGUGUACAACGCAGCAAGUUUUCUCACAGUAAAUUCCAAUGAUGUGAAUGAAGAUACUGAAUUCACUUGUGUGUUUACGGGAGGCCAAAGUGGAUCUCUAAAUAAAAGUGACAGAGACAACACACAAGUGGCGUUUAAGCAGAAUCCAACUCUUAAAGUGAUUUCCUCUCCUGAUGAGCACGGUACCUAUACUGCCUCCUGCUUUGCCAAAGAGUUUGCACCAAAGACACAUGCCAUCAGAUGGCUGAAAAAUGGAGCAGACAUCACCAGCAAAAUAGAUCUGAUCAGUACAGUUUCUGAAUCAAGAAAGGCAGAUGGAAAGAAAGUGUACAACGCAGCAAGUUUUCUCACAGUAAAUUCCAAUGAUGUGAAUGAAGAUACUGAAUUCACUUGUGUGUUUACGGGAGGCCAAAGUGGAUCUUUAAAUAAAAGUGACAGAGACAACACACAAGUGGCGUUUAAGCAGAAUCCAACUCUUAAAGUGAUUUCCUCUCCUGAUGAGCACGGUACCUAUACUGCCUCCUGCUUUGCCAAAGAGUUUGCACCAAAGACACAUGCCAUCAGAUGGCUGAAAAAUGGAACAGACAUCACCAGGAAAAUAGAUCUGAUCAGUACAGUUUCUGAAUCAAGAAAGGCAGAUGGAAAGAAAGUGUACAACGCAGCAAGUUUUCUCACAGUAAAUUCCAAUGAUGUGAAUGAAGAUACUGAAUUCACUUGUGUGUUUACGGGAGGCCAAAGUGGAUCUUUAAAUAAAAGUGACAGAGACAACACACAAGUGGCGUUUAAGCAGAAUCCAACUCUUAAAGUGAUUUCCUCUCCUGAUGAGCACGGUACCUAUACUGCCUCCUGCUUUGCCAAAGAGUUUGCACCAAAGAAACAUGCCAUCAGAUGGCUGAAAAAUGGAGCAGACAUCACCAGCAAAAUAGAUCUGAUCACUACAAUUUCUGAAUCAAGAAAGGCAGAUGGAAAGAAAGUGUACAACGCAGCAAGUUUUCUCACAGUAAAUUCCAAUGAUGUGAAUGAAGAUACUGAAUUCACUUGUGUGUUUACGGGAGGCCAAAGUGGAUCUUUGAAUAAAAGUGACACAGACAACACACAAGUGGUGUUUAAGCAGAAUCCAACUCUUAAAGUGAUUUCCUCUCCUGAUGUGGACGGUACCUAUACUGCCUCCUGCUUUGCCAAAGAGUUUGCACCAAAGACACAUGCCAUCAGAUGGCUGAAAAAUGGAGCAGACAUCACCAGGAAAAUAGAUCUGAUCAGUACAGUUUCUGAAUCAACAAAGGCAGAUGGAAAGAAAGUGUACAACGCAGCAAGUUUUCUCACAGUAAAUUCCAAUGAUGUGAAUGAAGAUACUGAAUUCACUUGUGUGUUUACGGGAGGCCAAAGUGGAUCUUUAAAUAAAAGUGACAGAGACAACACACAAGUGGCGUUUAAGCAGAAUCCAACUCUUAAAGUGAUUUCCUCUCCUGAUGAGCACGGUACCUAUACUGCCUCCUGCUUUGCCAAAGAGUUUGCACCAAAGACACAUGCCAUCAGAUGGCUGAAAAAUGGAACAGACAUCACCAGGAAAAUAGAUCUGAUCAGUACAGUUUCUGAAUCAAGAAAGGCAGAUGGAAAGAAAGUGUACAACGCAGCAAGUUUUCUCACAGUAAAUUCCAAUGAUGUGAAUGAAGAUACUGAAUUCACUUGCGUGUUUACGGGAGGCCAAAGUGGAUCUUUGAAUAAAAGUGACAGAGACAACACACAAGUGGCGUUUAAGCAGGAUCCAACUCUUAAAGUGAUUUCCUCUCCUGAUGAGCACGGUACCUAUACUGCCUCCUGCUUUGCCAAAGAGUUUGCACCAAAGAAACAUGCCAUCAGAUGGCUGAAAAAUGGAACAGACAUCACCAGCAAAAUAGAUCUGAUCAGUACAGUUUCUGAAUCAAGAAAGGCAGAUGGAAAGAAAGUGUACAACGCAGCAAGUUUUCUCACAGUAAAAUCCAAUGAUGUGAAUGAAGAUACUGAAUUCACUUGUGUGUUUACGGGAGGCCAAAGUGGAUCUUUGAAUAAAAGUGACAGAGACAACACACAAGUACCACGGAUUGUCUCGCCAAACAUCACAUUGUACCCAGUCUGGGAUGGGGAAUUUGGAAUCUCAGCAGUAAGGCUCAUCUGCACAUUGAGUGACUUCUUUCCAGACAAACUUACUUUGAAGUGGGUAUGGGAUCAACAACCACUGAAUCAAAACAAGGCAAGCACAAGGAAGCUACAAAGUUCAGAGCAAGGGAAGAAAACCUUCAGCCUGAGCAGCGAACUCAAGCCAGAUAUGACAAUGUGGGCAAAAGGCUCAACUUUUACCUGCAUGGCUGAUCACAAUGGCGUUGAAUAUAACAGAACAAUAAACAUUUGUCACACUCUUUCAAGCUCCCCUCCCUUCAUUCAUGUGGAGAUUCCCAGCUUCAAGACUGUAAUGACAUCAAAUAACGUGCAAGUAACAUGUUUGGUCCACACUGACUUUAAUGCAACAAUCACCUGGCUGAUUGAUGGGAAAGCCACGAAGGAAAGAGUAGACAUAGAGAAAAACACAACUCAUAUAAACAGUAAUCUUAGAGUUCUCUCGACUCAAUGGAAGAAAGUGAAGCAUGUAACAUGCAGAGCAGAGCAUAAGUGCUUCACGUCUGCUGAGAAGACCAUAAAUAUUGCAGGUUCUCCAGUUAAUACUCCACUGGUAGAGAUCAGGCGAUCCCUUCCAGAUCUCCUGAAAGGAGAAAGUGCUGUGUUCCACUGUGACAUCAAACAACUGUCCUCACGUGACCUCUACGUCGCCUUACAAGUCAAUGAUGAAGAAAUACCUGAAAAAAAAUAUUAUAAUUUUGCUGAAGGCCCGGGCCUCCUUUCAAUCAGUAGUCAAUUCACUGUCCCUAAUAGGUACUGGAAGAAAGACACAAAAUUUACCUGCAACGUGAUUCAAGGCUUUUCCGAAACUUUUCAGUCAAGGUCCACCGGCUAUAUUUUUGUGGACCCAUCCAUGGAGCUUCUUCUGGUCCCCAGUAAAGGUUCAGGAUCACAGACUCUUUCAUGCUCUGGAUGGGGCUUCAACCCUAACAUUACAUGGUUGACUGACUCUCAGCAAAGAUCUCCAUCAACCAGUGAUAUCAGCAUGGGUGUAGAUGGACAUGCCCGAGUGACCAGUCAACUUGUAAUUGAUGAUUCUGAGUGGAAAACAGGAAAGAUCUUCACUUGUGAAGUGUCUGACAGGUCUCUGAACAAAAUGGUCAAGAAGGAAAUGAGCCUCUGCUCGGCUCUUUCAAGCUCUGCUCCCUUCAUUCAUGUGGAGAUUCCCAGCUUCAAGACUGUAAUGACAUCAAAUAACGUGCAAGUAACAUGUUUGGUCCACAGUGACUUUAAUGCAACAAUCACCUGGCUGAUUGAUGGGAAAGCUAUGAAGGAAAGAGUAGACAUAGAGAAAAACACAACUCAUAUAAACAGUAAUCUUAGAGUUCCCUCGAUUCAAUGGAAGAAAGUGAAGCAUGUAACAUGCAAAGCAGAGCAUAAGUGCUUCACAUCUGCUGAGAAGACCAUAAAUAUUGCAGGUUCUCCAGUUAAUACUCCACUGGUAGAGAUCAGGCGAUCCCUUCCAGAUCUCCUGAAAGGAGAAAGUGCUCUGUUCGAGUGUGUCAUCAAACAACUGUCCUCACGUGACCUCUACGUCACCUUACAAGUCAAUGAUGAAGAAAUACUUGAAAAAAAAUAUUAUAAUUUUGCUGAAGGCCCAGGCCUCGUUUCAAUCAGUAGUCAAUUCACUGUCCCUAAUAGGUACUGGAAGAAAGACACAAAAUUUACCUGCAACGUGAUUCAAGGCUUUUCUGAACCUUUUCAGUCAAGGUCCAUCAGCAAUAUUUUUGUGGACCCAUCCAUGGAGCUUCUUCUGGUCCCCAGUAAAGGUUCAGGAUCACAGACUCUUUCAUGCUCUGGAUGGGGCUUCAACCCUAACAUUACAUGGUUCUCUGAGUCUCAGCAAAGAUCUCCAUCAACCAGUGAUAUCAGCAUGGGUGUAGAUGGACAUGCCCGAGUGACCAGUCAACUUGUAAUUGAUGAUUCUGAGUGGAAAACAGGGAAGAUCUUCACUUGUGAAGUGUCUGACAGGUCUCUGAACAAAAUGGUCAAGAAGGAAAUGAGCCUCUGCUCGGCUCUUUCAAGCUCCGCUCCCUUCAUUCAUGUGGAGAUUCCCAGCUUCAAGACGGUAAUAACGUCAAAUGAGGUGCAAGUAACAUGUUUGGUCCACACUGACUUUAAUGCAACAAUCACCUGGCUGAUUGAUGGGAAAGCUAUGAAGGAAAGAGUAGACAUAGAGAAAAACACAACUCAUAUAAACAGUAAUCUUAGAGUUCCCUCGAUUCAAUGGAAGAAAGUGAAGCAUGUAACAUGCAGAGCAGAGCAUAAGUGCUUCACAUCUGCUGAGAAGACCAUAAAUAUUGCAGGUUCUCCAGUUAAUACUCCACUGGUAGAGAUCAGGCGAUCCCUUCCAGAUCUCCUGAAAGGAGAAAGUGCUCUGUUCGAGUGUGUCAUCAAACAACUGUCCUCACGUGACCUCUACAUCACCUUCCAAGUCAAUGAUGAAGAAAUACUUGAAAAAAAAUAUUAUAAUUUUGCUGAAGGCCCAGGCCUCCUUUCAAUCAGUAGUCAAUUCACUGUCCCUAAUAGGUACUGGAAGAAAGACACAAAAUUUACCUGCAACGUGAUUCAAGGCUUUUCUGAAACUUUUCAGUCAAGGUCCAUCAGCAAUAUUUUUGUGGACCCAUCCAUGGAGCUUCUUCUGGUCCCCAGUAAAGGUUCAGGAUCACAGACUCUUUCAUGCUCUGGAUGGGGCUUCAACCCUAACAUUACAUGGUUCUCUGAGUCUCAGCAAAGAUCUCCAUCAACCAGUGAUAUCAGCAUGGGUGUAGAUGGACGUGCCCGAGUGACCAGUCAACUUGUAAUUGAUGAUUCUGAGUGGAAAACAGGAAAGAUCUUCACUUGUGAAGUGUCUGACAGGUCUCUGAACAAAAUGGUCAAGAAGGAAAUGAGCCUCUGCUCGGCUCUUUCAAGCUCCGCUCCCUUCAUUCAUGUGGAGAUUCCCAGCUUCAAGACGGUAAUAACGUCAAAUGAGGUGCAAGUAACAUGUUUGGUCCACACUGACUUUAAUGCAACAAUCACCUGGCUGAUUGAUGGGAAAGCUAUGAAGGAAAGAGUAGACAUAGAGAAAAACACAACUCAUAUAAACAGUAAUCUUAGAGUUCCCUCGAUUCAAUGGAAGAAAGUGAAGCAUGUAACAUGCAAAGCAGAGCAUAAGUGCUUCACAUCUGCUGAGAAGACCAUAAAUAUUGCAGGUUCUCCAGUUAAUACUCCACUGGUAGAGAUCAGGCGAUCCCUUCCAGAUCUCCUGAAAGGAGAAAGUGCUCUGUUCGAGUGUGUCAUCAAACAACUGUCCUCACGUGACCUCUACGUCACCUUCCAAGUCAAUGAUGAAGAAAUAACUGAAAAAAAAUAUUAUAAUUUUGCUGAAGGCCCAGGCCUCCUUUCAAUCAGUAGUCAAUUCAUUGUCCCUAAUAGGUACUGGAAGAAAGACACAAAAUUUACCUGCAACGUGAUUCAAGGCUUUUCUGAACCUUUUCAGUCAAGGUCCAUCAGCAAUAUUUUUGUGGACCCAUCCAUGGAGCUUCUUCUGGUCCCCAGUAAAGGUUCAGGAUCACAGACUCUUUCAUGCUCUGGAUGGGGCUUCAACCCUAACAUUACAUGGUUCUCUGAGUCUCAGCAAAGAUCUCCAUCAACCAGUGAUAUCAGCAUGGGUGUAGAUGGACAUGCCCGAGUGACCAGUCAACUUGUAAUUGAUGAUUCUGAGUGGAAAACAGGGAAGAUCUUCACUUGUGAAGUGUCUGACAGGUCUCUGAACAAAAUGGUCAAGAAGGAAAUGAGCCUCUGCUCGGCUCUUUCAAGCUCCGCUCCCUUCAUUCAUGUGGAGAUUCCCAGCUUCAAGACAGUAAUGACAUCAAAUGAGGUGCAAGUAACAUGUUUGGUCCACACUGAAUUUAAUGCAACAAUCACCUGGCUGAUUGAUGGGAAAGCCACGAAGGAAAGAGUAGACAUAGAGAAAAACACAACUCAUAUAAACAGUAAUCUUAGAGUUCCCUCGAUUCAAUGGAAGAAAGUGAAGCAUGUAACAUGCAGAGCAGAGCAUAAGUGCUUCACAUCUGCUGAGAAGACCAUAAAUAUUACAGGUUCUCCAGUUAAUACUCCACUGGUAGAGAUCAGGCGAUCCCUUCCAGAUCUCCUGAAAGGAGAAAGUGCUCUGUUCGAGUGUGUCAUCAAACAACUGUCCUCACGUGACCUCUACAUCACCUUCCAAGUCAAUGAUGAAGAAAUACUUGAAAAAAAAUAUUAUAAUUUUGCUGAAGGCCCGGGCCUCGUUUCAAUCAGUAGUCAAUUCACUGUCCCUAAUAGGUACUGGAAGAAAGACACAAAAUUUACCUGCAACGUGAUUCAAGGCUUUUCUGAACCUUUUCAGUCAAGGUCCACCGGCUAUAUUUUUGUGGACCCAUCCAUGGAGCUUCUUCUGGUCCCCAGUAAAGGUUCAGGAUCACAGACUCUUUCAUGCUCUGGAUGGGGCUUCAACCCUAACAUUACAUGGUUGACUGAGUCUCAGCAAAGAUCUCCAUCAACCAGUGAUAUCAGCAUGGGUGUAGAUGGACAUGCCCGAGUGACCAGUCAACUUGUAAUUGAUGAUUCUGAGUGGAAAACAGGGAAGAUCUUCACUUGUGAAGUGUCUGACAGGUUUCUGAACACAAGCGUGACCAGAAAUGUCAGUCUCUGUUCAGCAACUCCAUCAUCAUCACACCCAGUUGGGGUUUAUGUCCAGGGACCACCACCACAGCUAACUGAGAACAAAGGACAAUUGACUAUUACCUGUCUUCUGGUCGGCCCUAAUCUUAAUGAUUUCUCCAUCACCUGGAGAGUAGGUGGCAACAAAAUUCCUGAUCAAGAUGUCCUUACUAAUCCCCCAGUGAGUCACAGCAAUGGGACAGAGACUCAACAGAGCUUCCUUAAUGUGUCAGCAGAAAAUUGGGAUGCAUAUAAACAAUUUUCUUGUGAAGGAAAACAUCUAUGUUCCAGUCAGGGCAAUGUAGACCAUAUAAGCAAAAGCAAAGUCCUCCGUGAGCCAACAGUGAAGAUAAUACAACCAACUGCCUCUGAACUUUCUAAGUCUGACAUCCUAACGCUUGUUUGCCUAGUGUCUGGAUUUUUCCCUGCUAACAUCAUAGUGUACUGGGAAGAAGAUGGCCAGACUCUCCCAUCCUCGCAUUACGUUCACAGUCCUCCAUGGAAAUACUCAGGGAGCAGCUCUUACUCUGUGAGCAGCAGACUAAACAUAUCCAAAACUGAAGACAAAAGGUCUACGUAUUCUUGUGUUGUCAAACAUGAGUCAUCUAACGUGCCCGCUGAAGCUACUAUAACUGAUGUGUUUGCCUCAGUGAUCUACAGCCAGCCAUCAGCCUACUUGUUUCAGGGCUCUAAUGAACUUGUGUGCCUGAUCUUUGGCUUCAGUCCUGUAUCCAUUAACAUCACUUGGUUUCAAAAUGGAGACACAGAACUGCUGAACUACAACACUAGUGCACCCCACAGAGGCCCAGAUGGAAAGUUCAGUGUCAAGAGCCACCUUGACCUGUCCCAAGUCAGAUUCUUACCUGGGGUGGUCUUCACCUGCAGGGUGAUCCAUGCCAACACCACCCUGUCCCUGAAUAUAUCGAAACCAGAUACGCUGAAAUAUUGUAAUAUAUUUGACAACAUUUUGCAUGCUGAUGUGAAUCAAGACACAGUUGAGGAAAGUUGGAAUGUGGUUUUCACCCUCAUUGGUUUUUUCAUCAUGGCCACCAUAUAUGGUAUCAUAGUUACAUUAUUUAAGACUAAAUCAUGAUGUUCACAGGACGGUUCCUGUGUUAUGACUGAAAUGUGGAAAUGCGUUUUAACUGCGUUUUAACAGCACCUGUCCUGACUAGUUUGAACAUUUAAUGCUUUGUGUUUCCAUUGUUAUUAAUGGCAUUGUUUAUGCUUUACAA
Messenger RNA from Oreochromis niloticus (Nile tilapia), 9381 nucleotides. RefSeq lists its product as uncharacterized. The transcript has 34 exons. Bases 69 to 9239 code for a protein of 3056 amino acids. The record is from RefSeq and is a predicted model, not a curated record. Lineage: Eukaryota; Metazoa; Chordata; Actinopteri; Cichliformes; Cichlidae.